AUGGGGCCACAGCCGAACCGAACGGAUCGGCUCGGAUCGGAUCGGAACCGUACGACUGAAGAAGAAGAAGAUGAGUACCUCCGGGUACAGGAACAUCACAAAAAUAGUAGUAGUAGUGCUAAUAGUAGUAGACGUUGUAGUAGUAGUAGUACUAAUAGUAGUAGAAGUAGUAAUACUAAUAGUAGUAGAAGUAGUAGUGAUAGUAGGAAUACUAAUAAUAGUAGUAGUAAUAAUACUAAUAGUAGUAGAAAUGUUAGUAGUAGUGUAGUAGUAAUAAAAGUCAUAGGAAUGGCACAACAUAGUAGAAGUAGUAGUGGUAGUAGGAAUACUAAUAAUAGUUGUAGUAAUAAUACUAAUAGUAGUCGAAAUGGUAGUAGUAGUAGUAGUAGUACUAGGAAUACUAAAAGUAGUAGUAGUAGUAAUACUAAUAGUAGUAGAAGAAGUGAUAGUAGAAGUAGUAGUACUAAUAGUAGUAGAAGGGAAUAG
Molecule: messenger RNA, 486 nt
Organism: Drosophila montana
Lineage: Eukaryota; Metazoa; Arthropoda; Insecta; Diptera; Drosophilidae
Product: probable serine/threonine-protein kinase cdc7
Exons: 4
Coding region: 1-486 (161 amino acids)
Source: RefSeq, a predicted model, not a curated record